This is a messenger RNA of Chiloscyllium plagiosum (whitespotted bambooshark), 1017 nucleotides long. NCBI's taxonomy places the organism in Eukaryota, Metazoa, Chordata, Chondrichthyes, Orectolobiformes, Hemiscylliidae. The record is from RefSeq and is a predicted model, not a curated record.
AGAGGAUUUGAAGAGCGAGCAGCUCACAGGCUAGAUAAGACCAUGGUUCGCCUAACAAAAAGGAGGCUGUCAGACUCCCAAGUGGUCCAGCGACUCUGGAAUGCUAUUGAAGUCAUCCGUAAUCAGAAGCAAAUUGCAAACUUGGACAGGAUAACAAAGUUCAUGUCUCGCCUUCACAGUAUGCAUCCAAAGGACACCAAUCGGCAACUGGGCCUUGCGGUAAAAGAUGGCCUGAUUGUUGAAACACUGACUGUGGGCUGCAAAGGUUCAAAGGCAGGCAUCGAACAGGAAGGAUAUUGGCUGCCAGGGGAUGAGAUUGAUUGGAAUGUAGAAAGUCAUGAUUGGUAUUGCAUGGAGUGUCACAUCGCAGGAGAGAUCCUAACUUGUGAUUCUUGCUUUCGUGUUUACCACCCGAAAUGUCUCCCUGAUGAAUUCAGGCCGCAAGACAGCAGUUCACAUUGGCAGUGCCAAGUGUGUAAGAGCAUGAAAAAGAAGAACACAACCAAGCAAGCUAUGGGCCGAUAUUUGGGUUACAUUGUUUCUCGCAUGAAGGAGAGGGCCUCAGAACUCGGUAAAAAAGGAAAGGAGAGCAAGCAUCCAAUGUACAGGAGAUUGGUGCACACGCCUAUAGACGUUGCCAGCAUACAAGAGAAACUGAAUGAAAACAAAUACAGAAGUUUUGAUGAGUUUAAAUCUGAUGCCCAGUUGCUUCUUCACAACACUAUACUAUUCUAUGGAGCUGAUAGUGACCAGGCAGAAGUAGCCAGGGCUCUUUUUAAAGACACUUGCCAUGAGUUGGCAGAACUUCAGCUGUGCAAGAACUGUUUCUACUUGUCCAAUUCACGACCUGAGAACUGGUUCUGCUAUCCUUGUGUUCCCAAUCAUGAGUUGGUGUGGGCCCGAAUGAAAGGAUUUGGGUUUUGGCCUGCCAAAGUCAUGCAACGCCAAGACAAUCAGGUGGAUGUGCGCUUCUUUGGACAUCAUCAUCAGAGACUCUGGUUUGAAGCUCUCCGUUAA